AGGAGCUUUCUGGAAGCACGGAGUGUAAAGUCAUCUGAGUCAUUUUCGUAUAUAAAAUCUCCAUAAGAAAAGCUAUCGUCGCAGCCAAAAUCCGUCACCUUUUCCCGUUUCUGUUGCUCUUCGUGGAAGAAAUCAAUUUCCUGACAAAGCGAUGCGGAUCGAAGAAAAAGAGACAGAAAAGCAUAGCGAUUUGAAUUCCCCGAAACCCUCGUCUUCCAACAACAGAAAUGCCUCCGAUGGCUUCGAAACUGCCAGUGACGGAGAACUCGGAUCCAACGGUAGCGACAACGACGACGAAACCCAACAACAAGAGGAACAGCAAAGUCUCUCUCAGGCUGACGACGUCGUAUUGAAACAGAAGGCGUUUGAACAAGCAAAUGAUGUGAAAAUGGGAGGCAAUAGACUGUUUGGCAGUGGGCAAUAUGAAGAGGCAUUAUCACAGUAUGAGCUUGCUUUACACCUUGCGCCUGACAUGCCAUCAUCUGUGGAAUUACGCUCAAUAUGUCACGCAAACAGUGCAAUAUGUUGUUCGAAAAUGGGAAAAUAUGAGGAUGCAAUCAAGGAAUGCACAAAAGCGCUAGAACUAAAUCCUUCAUAUAUGAAAGCUCUGCUUAGAAGAGCAGAAGCACAUGAAAAACUAGAGCAUUUCGAAGAGGCUAUUGCUGAUAUGAAAAAAAUCUUGGAACUCGAUCCCUCAAAUGACCAAGCCAAGAAGACCAUUCGUCGCCUGGGGCCGCUGGCUGAAGAAAAGAGAGAAAAGAUGAAAGAGGAGAUGAUUGGGAAGCUGAAAGAUAUGGGUAACUCUUUGUUGGGCCGUUUUGGAAUGAGCGUGGACAACUUCAAAUCUGUUAAAGAUCCAAACACUGGCUCUUAUUCUAUUUCAUUCCAACGUUAGUGUGGUUGUGGUCAUAUUCUACAACAAUGUGGGAAGAAUCAGGGUGGUGAUCUGAAGGAGUAUGGGCUUUGUCAUGUAUGCAGGAUUGGUAAUUACAAGUAAAUGCAGAGUUGAUAAAAUCAUUUGUGGAUAGUAUGUAUUGAUAUGAUGAAUUUUAAGAUAUUAGGGUUUCUACAUAUGAAUGGAAUUAUUACUUGAUGAAUGUUCAUUUCAUUUGAGCUCUCUUGUGUUUGUUUUGUGGGGUCUUCUGCAAAAUUGUUAGGCCUAGUUUGGUAACACAUUGCUUUUAAAAUAAACAGAUUCUAUCCGAAAA
This is a messenger RNA of Prunus persica (peach), 1208 nucleotides long. RefSeq names its product tetratricopeptide repeat protein 1. The coding region runs from base 152 to 895 and encodes 247 amino acids. NCBI's taxonomy places the organism in Eukaryota, Viridiplantae, Streptophyta, Magnoliopsida, Rosales, Rosaceae. Gene Ontology annotation, molecular function: protein binding. The transcript is spliced from 5 exons. The record is from RefSeq and is a predicted model, not a curated record.